Molecule: messenger RNA, 1286 nt
Organism: Bursaphelenchus xylophilus (pine wood nematode)
Lineage: Eukaryota; Metazoa; Nematoda; Chromadorea; Rhabditida; Aphelenchoididae
Source: the annotation of a GenBank genome assembly
AUGAUCGUUUGGGUGCUUUUGUUCAUGGUUACUCAGAUCGACGCAAAACGAGUAAGGAUUAAUUAACCAAUUAGUUGAAGAAAUAUGUUUUAGGGAUCACGGAUUGACAUUUACAAGCAAAAUGGAGGAGAUAUUCUGCAGAUGAAACCGGGGAAAUCGUAAGUCUCAGAAUAAAAAUAUUCAAAUUAAAUUAAUUUAAGGGUGUGGGGUAAAAUGCGGAACGCCUUGCCCACAAAUUCACUCAAUCGAUGGACCGAAUACAGGGACGAGAACAGGAAUUAUGUGCUCCCUUUCACAAUAACCGGCAAAUUCGGUAAUCUAAAAUUAAUUUAUUUAAAUUUAUUUAGAACCGGACGAAAGAACCAUUAUUUUUGGAGCGAUGAGAGCCAUCGAGAGAAACACUUGUCUCAAAUUCAAACGGAGAGAACGGGAACGGGAUUAUGUGGACAUACGGAAUGAACGGAAUGAGGGGUACCCUUUGAACGUAAUUAAUUAUCCAAAUUUAGUUGUUACACUUCUGUGGGACGUCAUCGCGGCAAGAAUGUGGUCAUGCUGGAAGCCAACAACAUUGCCACAUGUGCCGAACAUGACAUUGUAAUCCAUGAGUUUAUGCAUGUGAGUAGGAACCCUAUUUUAUAUUCUUUUUAGACCAUCGGAUUAUGGCAUGAACACAUGAGAUACGACAGAGACAAGUAUAUCAAGGUGCAUUUUGAUAGAAUCGAGCCAAGUAAGUAACUGGACGCUGUAAUGUUACCUUUAAAGUGUUCUACUCACAAUUCGAGAAGAUCUCCAAACAGGAAAGCACCACUUAUGGAGUGGAAUACGACUACAGGAGUGUGAUGCACUACUCAAAAGAUGCAUUCGCGGAAAGACCGGGCGACAUAACGAUGGAAACUGUGGACAAAUCGAUGCAAGUAAGUUGCAACAUCGCAGUUAAUUUGCUCAGGAUGUAAUUGGAAGGGUCACAGAUGCAUCCCCGAGUGAUUACAUAAAGAUUUGCUCUAUUUAUAAAUGUGGUCAAUGCAUGGGAAAACCCUUUGGAAAGAAGAAAAGCGGGUCGAGAACAAGUCCUGAGGACAAUCGGAGUUCAAAUGAAAGAAAAAAAGUUGAAAGAAGUAAGUGAAAAAAAUAAUUUGAAUGUAAUGUAUGGGUGGAUAAUAAAUUUUUAUAUUACUUUAGGCUGCGGCGACUCCUUUUUCUGUUCCCAUCUCCUCAAAACCCAGCCCAAAGAACAGAUCUGCAAUAUGGAAGCCUAUCAGCGAUGGUGCUGUGCCUCUUGUUCCUGA